Prunus armeniaca (apricot) is the source of this 621-nucleotide messenger RNA. The record is from the annotation of a GenBank genome assembly. NCBI's taxonomy places the organism in Eukaryota, Viridiplantae, Streptophyta, Magnoliopsida, Rosales, Rosaceae.
AUGAUGGUGCGCGGCACAUUAAUGUGCCGUUUGGUUUUCUCGAGGUGUAUCGUUGCGAACCCUCGCCCUAUAAAUAGGGGUGACCCCGGGGGCGAAAUCACUUUGUACUUAGUGAGAAGCGAGAGCUCUGUUGAGGCGAUUUUCGAAGAGAGCUUCCGGUAUUCCAGGCGAUUUCCGACGAGUGCUAACGGCAACCAGGCGAUUUCCGGUUUAGCAAACGGUAAGAAAGGCGAUUUGAAGCGCAGUUCGCGUUUACUUUCUAGAGUGCAAACUAAGAUGUCUGAUAAUGAGUCAUUCUCCGAGCGUGAGCCCAAUGCGUUCGAUGAGGAGUCAUCGGAAGGUCUCUUUGACUCCGAUGGUGAAGCGGCAGGGCCCGAUGUCGAGGAUGGAAGUGAGACUGAUGUUGAGAUACUCGGUGAGGGGCCCAGCUCCGUCCCAAUACAUGGCAUCGGAAAGGGGCUAAUGACCGCUCCGGUGCCGUUGUCCAUUGUCUAUAGCGACGGCCGCCAUGUGGGUCUAGGCGCCCCUGGGGAGGCGAGCGCUAGUCGCCAGUCAGAGGCCUCCACUUCCAGCCGUGGAGAGUCAGUUGCCGAACCAUCUCCCAGCCGAGGGUUUUGGUAG